AAUUCGUUCGCCGCGGGUAUCGUUCUCUCGAUCGAAACAUCGUUCGACUCUCCGGAAAAAAAGAAAGAAAAAAACGCUCGCGCUCGCGCGAGUUGUGUUCACUCUUCCGACAUAUCGUUCCGACUGUUAUUGUUUCGAGCGAUGUUCGCGCAUCGCGCAGGAUAUUUGUCCCUCGUCCUUGGACUUCUAUUGCCACUGAUCCUUAUCACCAACGGGGAUAUCGAAGUCGGGAUACCUGAAUACGAAGUUAAUCCGUCCAACGUUUCGUCGUCCAUUCUCGAUCACGAGAUGGAGCCUCGUUCCGACGAUUCGUCCGUCGUUAAUAGAAGCGUGGAAAGAAAAAGCGGCGGCCCUUUCAGUUAUCGAAGGGACAGUUACCUGGAGGCUUUAAGGCAUUCUCGCACCAGCACCGAUCCCCGCGAGGGGAUCGUCGACGCGGUUGCAACUGGAUCGUUCCAUCGAAGGAAGGAGCAAUCGUUCGGGCCUGUUUACACGAUCAAGCGUUCCGAGAUAACGCCUCCCUCCUCCUCUCGCGUCGUUCACGCGGACUCUUUCUCCAUGGCGGCCAGCGACUCCUAUUCCCUGCCGAGUCGAACGUCCGUCGAUUUUAACGGCGUUAAAAAUACUUACGGACCCCCCUCUUCGUACGGGCCACCCUCUAACGAUUAUUCUUACGGGGAGUACGGAGGUGGUUAUCAGCCACAGCAAGCUUACGGGGCGCCGCACGGUAUAUCCGAGUCUGUGCAACUCUCCCUUCCCUCCAUCGAUUUCUCGUGGCCGUUCGCGCUCAAGCUGAACGCCUUCACCCUUGCCAAGAUACUCCUCAAGCUGGUCAUCUUUAAGAUGAUCGUCAAGUUCAUCGCUGUCAUCUGCCUGUUGCUGUUCAUCCCGAAACUCGAGAUCAAGAAAGACAAGGGGAACAAUAUGCAGAACAACGACGACGAGGACGAAGGACGUUUUCUGAAUGCAAACUCGAUGGUGUGGGACAGAUUGAAUCGCUUAACCUUGGUUGUGCACGACGCGAUGAAGCAAUACGGAGUCGAUAUGGAUAAACCACGGUCGAGCACCGAUAAAGGAUGCUCGACGCUUCGCUGCCAAAUACGAAGAUCCUUCGAAGAACAGGACGAAUCCUGGCCGGAUUACGAACAACUGUUGCAGAACUAUAUCAUGGAGGAGACUCGGCUCAUACAAGACAAAUCUUGACCUGCAAUCGCAAUUCCAUUUUCUACAAAAAUAUUUUUCUCGAUCCGACCAUGAACUCGGUCGUCGAUCGAUUCUUAAGGAUCCUACAGAUCAACUCGAGAUAUUGACAAUCGUAUUCAUUUCGCACAAUAUUAUAAAGACUACGAAAAAAUUCGUGGACGCAUCGUAAGAAAAAUUUUAUUUUUAAAAUUUUUUAAUUAAUUUAAACUCGAAAACGAUCAUCCAUUCAUUUAUAGUUAGAAUUCUCGCAGCCAACGCUGCGAGAUAUUUCUCUAGUCGAUCCACGGGAUCCUUUAUCGCGUCUUUGUCCGCUGCCUAGGUAAACAAUAAUAUUUACAAUGUACUCGCGCUUGCCCUCCAAAUAAAGACGUUGCAACGUCUCCAGCCCAGU
Messenger RNA from Apis mellifera (honey bee), 1594 nucleotides. RefSeq lists its product as uncharacterized. The transcript has 3 exons. Lineage: Eukaryota; Metazoa; Arthropoda; Insecta; Hymenoptera; Apidae. The coding region runs from base 142 to 1203 and encodes 353 amino acids. The record is from RefSeq and is a predicted model, not a curated record.